CAGUAUACAACUAUGCAGUUCCGACUAUUCAUUGUUUUAUACUUUAUACCACAGAUCAUUGUUGAAUGUAUUGUCAAAGUAAACUUGGCAGAUAAUCUUGAUUCAGAAAGUUCAAAAUCAUCACCAACAUUUUUGUUAGUACAAGAAAGUGAAAAUUAUUUAUAUUUUCAAUGGACACCAUUUGAUAAACAAAAAAGUGACUCUUUGAAACUUAAUCUAAAUGAAAAUCGUGUAACACGACAAUUAACAACUGAAGAAACGUAUGCAAAAUUUCCAACAAUUGGUUUAGCAUGUAUCAAUGAAGAAUAUACAAUUACAAAUCAUAUUUUAAAAGCAUAUUUAUUUGAUAAUACUCUUUCAAAAAGGAAGAUAAAUUAUAAACGAACUUUCAGAGUGCAAAAUACAAAAAUAAGGACAAUCAAUAAAGAGCACACAUAUAUAACAUGGCAAAUAAACGAAAAUUAUUGCAAUCCAGAUGAUUUAAUAAUAAUUUUCAAAAAAGAUUCAACAGGAUUUCAUCGAAUGCAUAUUGUCAAUGUUGAUGAAACAAACUUUCAUAUUGAUGAAGCGUUACAAAAACAAGAAGAGAUUAUUAUUACAAGUUAUCAUGAAAAUAGGUUUGGCUUAUUUGAAUUAGAUCGGACAUUAAAUGAAAAAAUUAUGAGGAAACGUGACAAAGGUAAAUUUACUAAUCAUAAUCUUCUCAAUAUUACAGUCAUAAUGAUGAUCUUCCUUACUGUAAUCAACUGAGCUGUCAGAUAGAACUAAUUUGAACAGAGUAUAAAAAUAUCAUAAUAAUUUGAUAAUGAUCAGAGAGGUUAUGGUUCACCAGAUCUAGAUGGCGUCGAGUCUUGAUGGACUAUGAUCACUAUGAUUACGCGCCCAAAAACGACUUGGUCCCUUUGAUAACUCGCAAACCGGAAGACUGUAACUGGUUCAGAUAGAGUAUAUUAAUUGGCGAUCUCGUGGAAGCGAAAGAAUAACGAAACGUGCCAACGAGUACAGGCAAUAAGGGUAGAGCGCAGGAAAGUUCGAACCAAACAAGGCGGAUAGCAGAACGAGCAGUGACUUUGAUACAUUUAAACAAAUACAGUAAAACAAUCGCUGGUAGAAUUGGUUAUAAUAAUAAUUGUUUCUAUUAUACCAAUCGCGUUCUUGUCGAAAAAGCAGGUCACUGCAAGGUGAUUAUUUACCAGAAGUUAAUAACUACUGUUAUUCUGAAGAAAUAUAUAGUCAUUUCUAUAAACUAGAUAAUAUAAUCAUGAUAAAGGGGUUGACAACAACUGAUUGUUAAACGCUUCAUUAUUUUUUUGUAGUUCUGCAGUCAGUUUCAGUCUGUCAGAACAAUCAAUCCAUGCGAUUCAACUGAGAUUCACAAUUUUUCUUAUACAUAUUGUGAACUAGCAAUUCAGUACAUGGAAAUUUAUUUCCAUAUUUCACCAGUGAUUAUUGUGAAAACAACAGACUGUCGUUAAUUAAGAAUGCUUAACUUGUGACCGUCGAGUUCGACGACGUGUGAUGACAAUCAAGAACAUAAAAAGUAAUAAAUAAGUGACACAAUAUAUGCUCCCUUCGUUGAUUGUGAAUUAUUUUCUAAUUAACUGAACACUUUAAGUGAAAUAUUUGGACUAUCUUGUUAUAAAUCAAGUGUUCAUUCAGUAAAGAAUUCAAGUUAUUACUCAUCUCCCUUUGUUUACUUAUCUACUCAGAAGGAAGAUUAAAUACCAGUUUUUUGAAUACAGCAGGUUCUCAAUUCACCUUGAAAAUAGUAUUAAUUGGAAUGACCUACCUUAUGAUAUUUAUCUGCAUUUGUAUAUGUAUAUACUUUACAAUUAAAAAAUAAAUCAAUUUAGUGUUUCUCACUUACCUUUAACAAAAUGUCUUCCUGUACACAAACCAUUGUAAAUAAUUAUACUCAUCUUCGAUUUUGUUC
This is a messenger RNA of Schistosoma rodhaini, 1933 nucleotides long. The record is from the annotation of a GenBank genome assembly. Lineage: Eukaryota; Metazoa; Platyhelminthes; Trematoda; Strigeidida; Schistosomatidae.